UUCUCAUGGCCACCUGACAGCUCUGUUUUUGUAUUGCCAUUUAUCUUUUUUGUGGCCUACCUUUCUUUCUUUGGGCUUAUUUCCAGAAAUAGUAAGUUAGGAGACUUUGCAGGCACAAAGAAGAACCUUUGCUCUUUGUCAGAGCUAUGCAAACAGAUGUAUCCUGGUUAUUAACCAUUUGCUAGAUGCCACCGAUCAUACCUCUCCACCCCUUAUUCAAACUAGACUUUGCUACUACAGCUCAAAACAAAGUAGGAAGUUAGAGAAAUGUUACCCAUGAUAAUGUAUUUGAUAAAUUUUUCAGCAAAUUGUAAGCCAGUCCACUCCUUGACAUGUUUGAUUUGCUGCAGCAUGGACACAAAAAACGUUUUUUUAAAGGUAUCAUUGAUCUGAAUAUGUAGAUGGCAUUUAAAUAGUUUUAAGAAAAACAAGAGUGAGUCAGCAAACCAAAUAUUGUCCCAUUGGUAUUUGGAUACAAUGUGGAUAGUAAAAGAAACUGCAUCUGACUUGCUACAGGUGGUGUAUGAAAUGCCCCGCCUCUCCAGAGCAAGGGAUGCAAAUAGGUACUCUAAAGCUAUCAUUUUACACUUGAUCCUUUGGGCAAAGAGGCGUAGUCAUUGGAUCACAGCAGCUCUUUUACAAUGGAAACCAGACAGCUUCAUGCAGCUGAGGCUUUUAGACAAUAGCUGAAAGGUUCAUUCAACCAACGUUUGCUGUCUUAUUUUUUUCAGCUAUGCCAAUUGCAGACCUUCUCGGAGUCCAGUUCGACAUGCAGCUGCUGGUGAAACUUAGUUUCUCUGCUGCUGCAGUGCUGCUGGUUUCUUGGGCCUACAGAUUCUACAGAUCCAGAGACGUGAGGAAAAUUAAACCUUGUGGCAAAGAAAACAGAGAGACAGAAAAUUCUGCCAGCCACGACUACAAGAGGACACAGCAGCAUCUCUGUUUUCAAGACGAGGACGAUGAUGCCAAGCAAGACUUAGCUACUAAUGACUUGGAAUCCAACAGCACCAAGGGAAUACUUAAUAAAUCUCAUCUACACCAAGUUGAAAAGAGUAAGAAUGUAUUUAGUAGUUUAAAUAAUGAUCAAAAUAAAUACAUAGGGAAGGAGAUGCUUCGUCAGGACCAACCAACUGUUUGCCCAAGUAAUAUUUCAAUUGGAUCUACUUUGAAGAUACAUGAUCCAACAGAUUAUGGAAUGGCAGCUAUUACUGGACGUCGCUCUCCUUGCCGUUUGAAGAAGCUAGAUGGUGGAGUGGGUGUGAGCAGAGAGUUAAGACAGGAUUUGGAGCACCAGGGGGUCUACUCCACCUUCCUCUCUAAGGCGGAGAUCAAAGUAGAAGAUGCCAAGGUAGUACUGGAAGGAUCAGGAGACAAGAUUGUGAGUGGAAAAAUAUAUGACUAUUAUGUUGAAUCUUCCUCUCACUCAAUAACAGAUUCAAAAACUUUGCUUGCCCAGUAUGAGCUGAACACUGUCUCAAAGAAGAACUAUGGAACAGAGGACACCAGCUUCAUUGAUUCUCCUGUAAGUCCUAUUGUUAUGCGUGAUUUGGUUCUUCCACAAAGUGCUGUUGUGGAAGACUCCUUGCAAGGACGCCUGAGGCACCCUGAAAGGCCUUCACUCCUACGCAAGGAGAGCUAUAUGUCUGCAGCAGAACAGUCUGAAUCUUCCAUCCACUUUCGGAUUUCAACACAAUCAAGCCCAGUGACUCACCAUGGGGCCUCAGCAGAUAAUGAGACCAUCUAUCUUCAAAAAUCUACAGAUAAAGUACAUAAUAUGAAGGAGGUGACUGAUGUAGAGACUGUAGGAAGUGGUUCAUUCUCGGGUCUUCCAGCAGAAAUAUUCCUCAGCACAGAUCUGGAAAUUUUGAAAAGUAAACUUAAUCUUGGAAACUGUUUAGAGAUACUUCAUCUUGCCAAGAAAAAGGGGCAAAAAUCUGUUCAGCAAGCAGCCCUGGAGGUCAUGUCAGACAACUACCUACAAGUGCUUCGGGACCCCAACCUUUAUGGACGGCUAAUGGCUGAUGAGCGGGAACGAAUUCGGAAGCAGAGAAUGAGAGCGAGAAGGUUUGUCAUAGUUGCAGAUAUGGACCCUCAAGAUUGCUUCAGAAAUACAGCAGCACAGAGAGCAAAAUCAGAACAGAGGAGCACAUCCAGUGCAAUGUACUUUUAUGAUGACUACAAAGAUGUCUGGCAUUCUCUUUGCCUGAUCCCACAGGAGGUCAUUUCUAAAGCCUGUGCUAUGUGCACAAUGGAUAACUACUUAUUUGUGGCAGUAGGUUGUCAAGGCAGUGACAGAGAAAUGACGCCUUCAAAGAGAGUGUUUUGCUACAAUCCUUUGACAUCCAUUUGGAAAGAGAUCUGUCCUAUGAAUGAAGCCAGGCCCCGCUGUAAACUGGCAGCACUGGAUGGCUACAUCUAUGCCAUCGGAGGGGAGUGUCUCUCCUCUGUGGAGCGCUAUGACCCCCGACAGGACAGAUGGACAUUUGUGGCUCCACUGCCUAAUGAUACCUUUGCUGUUGCACAUCAUGUGACUGUGUGCAGUGGAGAGCUCUUUGUUUCUGGGGGUACUCUUAGAUAUAUUUUACUUCGCUACAACCCCAAAACCAACACCUGGAGGCCAAGUCUCAUGGUAGGCAGCAAAGAUAGAUCUAUAGAUAUGGUUGCUGUGGGAAGAUUUCUCUACAGAUUUGACAUAAACCCAUUACUGGGAGUCAGUGUGUUCCGCUACCAUACGGUGGCACGACUUUGGUAUGAGUGCAGCACCAAGCGAAUUCUGCACUGCCCGGCCUUCCAGUGUGUCGCAAUGGAUGGCACAGUUUACUGUCUCAGCCGACACUUCACCAUGAGAUUUGACGCUGAUGAGAUCUCUCCUGCUUUUGCAGAUGAGGAGUUGAGUGUCCUCUCUGAAGCAAAGGGCUUACUCUUCCCCUUUAUCCUUUCACUACCUGAUAAGAAUCCUCGACAGACAAGUGUGUAAAAAGGACAACGCUUUUUUUGCUGAUAAGAUUUGGUAGUUACUGAGUACUUGUACAAGAGUUAUUACAUUACGGUAAUAACUGACUGGGGGGAUUUUAUUGUCUUACAAAAAAUAUCACCACAAGCUGGUAAGCCAUUUACUUGAAAUCUUAUUACUAUACCCUCUUCAUAAAACCACAGCACAUCAGUUUAAUAAAUAACUUUAUUUUGUUUUUUGGACUAGGUAUUAAACAAAGAUGUGUUGUUUGUUAUGUUCUAUCCUUGGCAGUAGAUAUAAAAGAUUAGACUUUUAAUGAUAGUCAAAUUACUAUUUGCUUAGAUUUACGCAGGAAUUGCUGCCAUGUUAAUUGUUUGCUGCUUUGAUUUGCCACUUCUUUCUCCCAUUCUGGUAGUUUAAUGCCAUCCCAGAUGCCUAACUUCAUUCCAGUAAAAGAUAAUUCAUUUAAACAAUCUAGAGUAAAUUAGUUAUUCAAAUUUGAAGACUCAGAGUUUGUGCAAUAAACUGAUAAUUUACCUCUGUGCUCAACUGUGUGAGUCAUGAGUAUAACUUAUGCAGUGGUCUGGAUACAAUGCUAUUAUCUGAAGCUGCUCUUGAAGGAAAUGACAGACUGUAAAUGGCUAUGCCAUAAGAAUGAAUGGUUUGCUUCCAAAACAUUUGUCACAUUUUAAUCUCUGCAGCAUUUACAUUUUUGCAGGUAUUUAACACUUUAAUAAUUCUUCUUUCAUGACAAAAAAUGCUUUAUCAACUCAUUAAGUGGAAUCAUUUUCUUGUAACAGUCAGACAUAUUUACCUUGUAACCUAUUUUUAUAAACAUCAAAUAAAAACAAACGUAUCUCUCACUGUUCAUGAACCCAGUUAUUGACUGUCAACAAGAAACCUCUUAAUUUUUGUUUUUCUUGAAACAGGUGACAGAAAGAUAAGUAUAAUCUAAACAAUGUAUUGUAAACAUUAACAUGUACUGAAAUUUAUUUUGCAAUGAAGUUUCUCACAAUACAAACUGAAGCCGUACACCUGAAAGAUAUAGAGUGAUAUGCCGCUACAGCGCCAUCAUGUGGUUCAGAAAGCUAACAAUAGUGGCCUUUCAUGAAUGCAGUUGAAGACUUACCAUAACACAAGGACAUAAGGCUCAUGGGACACUUAGGGAAUGGUGCAGUAGUAUGACUAACCAGAUUACACAGGAAGAAACAAACCUGAUCAGGAAGGCAGCAGGAAGUGAAAGCACGUCUCCUUAGAGGCUUCUGAUUUGCCUCAUUACCUAAAUUAGAUCUAUUUUGAACAGUUAUUUCAUAUUUGUCUUUUUUCAUAACUUCCAUAGAUCUGGUAUGAUUUAGAUAUCAGAGAUAUCAUUUAUUUACUCAGUUGUCCUUUUUUCUUCCUACAUUGUGAACACUUGUGCACUUAAUUGAUAAAGAUCUUCACAGAAAAAAAAACUUUUUAUUGUUUUAAAUUCCUAAGCUGUCUUUUCAGUUAAGAAUGUUGCAAUUUUAAUAAUGAAAAUAUUUCCUAAAACUCCAAACCACUUCAAACAUAAAAACAAUGGAAAAAAUCUUCAACCAUAUUGUUCUGCCAAUUUUGUUUUGUCAUCACAUCUUGAGUAAAACAAUAACCUGAAACCUGUAAAUAUGGAUUCUCGCUCAGAUUUAGAUCAUUGUUGUUAUUGACAGCAUAUUCAUUGUCAAUAACAGACACCAAGUGCAUAAAGUGGGUGAUUUUGGUAUACUGACCUGUAAGUGGUAAGCGAUGGAAGUUGUGAUUUCUGCUUUUCCUAAUAGUCAUCCAUCGACUGCAUUGGGCCUGAGUUGAUUGAAAACAUUGUAAAAAUAAUAGAAAGAAAACUGUCAUGUUACAGCAGUCAGUGAUUGCACACAUGACUGAAUUGGAGCAAUAAAAUACAUCUGGGACACUCUGGUUUUAAAUGUCAAUGAACAGAGUUUAAUUUAUUUUGUCAAUGCCAUAAAAGAGAUGGAUACCGAUGUUGGUACUUCACAGCAUGCUUCACAUGUAUAAUCUCUACACCACAGCCUUAUUUGCAUAUUAAAUUGUUGUCUUGCCAGGAAUUGGCUUGUUCAGCCUCCCAGACUGAAAGGUGGUGCUGGGAUUCUAGGGUUGUAGUGUUGGCAAAGAACUAUCGGUUUUAUGUGCAUAGAACUGUUCAGAGUCUGUUGCCAAAUAAAGUGAGGGCAAUAAGGA
Molecule: messenger RNA, 5167 nt
Organism: Xiphophorus hellerii (green swordtail)
Lineage: Eukaryota; Metazoa; Chordata; Actinopteri; Cyprinodontiformes; Poeciliidae
Gene: klhdc7a
Product: kelch domain containing 7A
Exons: 1
Coding region: 734-2977 (747 amino acids)
Molecular function (GO): protein binding
Source: RefSeq, a predicted model, not a curated record